AUGACGGCAACAGGGAGCAGACGAGACGACGACGACGCCACAGAGCAGCUCGUGACUUCAAACACUAACACCACGACCACCGUCAUGGUUUCAGAGAGCAGCAGGAGUGGGAGUCGGGGCAGCGGCAGUAUAGGCGGCGUCAUCGCUGGCCAGAUUGAUGCGUCGCGCAACCGCUUUCCAUUUUGCGUUGUCUGGACCCCUCUUCCCCUCAUUUCAUGGAUCUUGCCGUUCAUUGGGCAUGUUGGCAUUGCGUCGUCGAACGGCGUUAUCUACGACUUUGCUGGCCCAUACUUUGUCUCGGUCGACAACAUGGCAUUUGGCAGGCCUACAAAGUACUGGCAGCUCGACCCGAAGCGGGCAUCGUCAGACUGGGACUCUGCUGUCAUCAGCGGCUCUGAGGAGUACAGAAAGCACAUGCACAACUUGUUCUGUGACAACUGCCACAGUCACGUGGCGUUGUGCCUGAACAACAUGGCCUAUGGAGGCAAGCGCAACUGGACCAUGGUCUCUGUUGCCUUGCAUCUCGUCUUGCACUCACACUAUGUCAGCUUUGGGCGGUUCCUCUUGACGUAUCUGCCGUUCCUCGUCAUCGUCACCAUGGUUGUCCUGUUGGUCCUCUUCGCAUGAGCACACGCACACACACACACACAUACACACACACAUACACAUACACACGGCGGCGCUGUCAUCCCCACAUGCGGGCUUGCUUGCAUGGCAGCUUGCCAUUGCGCUGUGUCCAUCCCUCCUUUGGUCAUGGACUUUCCUUCUUUCCUUCGCUUCCUUCUUCCUUCCCUCAGUUACACCCUUAUGUUAACGCCCCACGCUCUUGCACAAGGUGCUUCCCUCUCCGUCUCUGCCCUGUCUCCCAUGCCUUGUACACAUGCAUGCGCACGCACUCGCACUCGCACAUGCCCACGCCCACAAGAGAGAGUGGCAUUCACACAGUGUCAGCGCACGAACAACCAAAGAAAAAAAAAGUUGGGAGGACUGAGGGACUCAGCGUCCAGCGGUCGCAGGUGUUUGUGUGUGUGC
Messenger RNA from Salpingoeca rosetta, 1032 nucleotides. RefSeq lists its product as uncharacterized. The coding region runs from base 1 to 627 and encodes 208 amino acids. Lineage: Eukaryota; Choanoflagellata; Craspedida; Salpingoecidae. The transcript is spliced from 6 exons. The record is from RefSeq and is a predicted model, not a curated record.